Molecule: messenger RNA, 2109 nt
Organism: Knipowitschia caucasica
Lineage: Eukaryota; Metazoa; Chordata; Actinopteri; Gobiiformes; Gobiidae
Source: the annotation of a GenBank genome assembly
AUGGUGCAGUCGGCUCAGCAACAUGAGCGACCAGCUCUGUGCUUUUCCCAUGGACGCUGGAGCAGACUCUCCACGUGGCUCCUGCUGGUCCCCUCUCUGCUCCUGCUGGUCCCCUCUCUGCUCCUGCUGGUCCCCUCUCUGCUCCAGCUGGUCCCCUCUCUGCUCCAGCUGGUCCCCUCUCUGCUCCAGCUGGUCCCCUCUCUGCUCCUGCUGGUCCCCUCUCUGCUCCUGCUGGUCCCCUCUCUGCUCCUGCUGGUCCCCUCUCUGCUCCUGCUGGUCCCCUCUCUGCUCCAGCUGGUCCCCUCUCUGCUCCAGCUGGUCCCCUCUCUGCUCCAGCUGGUCCCCUCUCUGCUCCUGCUGGUCCCCUCUCUGCUCCUGCUGGUCCCCUCUCUGCUCCUGCUGGUCCCCUCUCUGCUCCUGCUGGUCCCCUCUCUGCUCCUGCUGGUCCCCUCUCUGCUCCUGCUGGUCCCCUCUCUGCUCCUGCUGCUGGUCCCCUCUCUGCUCCAGCUGGUCCCCUCUCUGCUCCUGCUGGUCCCCUCUCUGCUCCUGCUGGUCCCCUCUCUGCUCCUGCUGGUCCCCUCUCUGCUCCUGCUGGUCCCCUCUCUGCUCCAGCUGGUCCCCUCUCUGCUCCAGCUGGUCCCCUCUCUGCUCCUGCUGGUCCCCUCUCUGCUCCUGCUGGUCCCCUCUCUGCUCCUGCUGGUCCCCUCUCUGCUCCUGCUGCUGGUCCCCUCUCUGCUCCAGCUGGUCCCCUCUCUGCUCCAGCUGGUCCCCUCUCUGCUCCAGCUGGUCCCCUCUCUGCUCCUGCUGGUCCCCUCUCUGCUCCUGCUGGUCCCCUCUCUGCUCCUGCUGGUCCCCUCUCUGCUCCUGCUGGUCCCCUCUCUGCUCCAGCUGGUCCCCUCUCUGCUCCAGCUGGUCCCCUCUCUGCUCCUGCUGGUCCCCUCUCUGCUCCUGCUGGUCCCCUCUCUGCUCCUGCUGGUCCCCUCUCUGCUCCUGCUGGUCCCCUCUCUGCUCCAGCUGGUCCCCUCUCUGCUCCUGCUGGUCCCCUCUCUGCUCCUGCUGGUCCCCUCUCUGCUCCUGCUGGUCCCCUCUCUGCUCCUGCUGGUCCCCUCUCUGCUCCUGCUGGUCCCCUCUCUGCUCCUGCUGGUCCCCUCUCUGCUCCUGCUGGUCCCCUCUCUGCUCCUGCUGGUCCCCUCUCUGCUCCAGCUGGUCCCCUCUCUGCUCCAGCUGGUCCCCUCUCUGCUCCAGCUGGUCCCCUCUCUGCUCCAGCUGGUCCCCUCUCUGCUCCAGCUGGUCCCCUCUCUGCUCCAGCUGGUCCCCUCUCUGCUCCAGCUGGUCCCCUCUCUGCUCCUGCUGGUCCCCUCUCUGCUCCUGCUGGUCCCCUCUCUGCUCCUGCUGGUCCCCUCUCUGCUCCUGCUGGUCCCCUCUCUGCUCCAGCUGGUCCCCUCUCUGCUCCAGCUGGUCCCCUCUCUGCUCCAGCUGGUCCCCUCUCUGCUCCAGCUGGUCCCCUCUCUGCUCCAGCUGGUCCCCUCUCUGCUCCAGCUGGUCCCCUCUCUGCUCCUGCUGGUCCCCUCUCUGCUCCUGCUGGUCCCCUCUCUGCUCCUGCUGGUCCCCUCUCUGCUCCUGCUGGUCCCCUCUCUGCUCCAGCUGGUCCCCUCUCUGCUCCAGCUGGUCCCCUCUCUGCUCCUGCUGGUCCCCUCUCUGCUCCUGCUGGUCCCCUCUCUGCUCCUGCUGGUCCCCUCUCUGCUCCUGCUGGUCCCCUCUCUGCUCCUGCUGGUCCCCUCUCUGCUCCUGCUGGUCCCCUCUCUGCUCCUGCUGGUCCCCUCUCUGCUCCAGCUGGUCCCCUCUCUGCUCCAGCUGGUCCCCUCUCUGCUCCAGCUGGUCCCCUCUCUGCUCCUGCUGCUGGUCCCCUCUCUGCUCCUGCUGGUCCCCUCUCUGCUCCAGCUGGUCCCCUCUCUGCUCCUGCUGGUCCCCUCUCUGCUCCUGCUGGUCCCCUCUCUGCUCCUGCUGGUCCCCUCUCUGCUCCUGCUGGUCCCCUCUCUGCUCCAGCGUCCAUGGGAAAAGAACGGGAGCAGAUCGCUAACGUCGCUAUGUCACUGGAGUCCGGUGUAA